ACAGUUGCUAUUAAACCAAAUAAACCGCUAAUAACCGUCGGAUCAAUCUUUAAUUGGUUAAGCCCGACAAAAGCGGGGGGAAAGAAACCAGAACAGAGACUAGUAUAUAUAAAUGAAGAAACAGAGCAGAAGAGGAGAUCAUAUGUGAGCUUCUUCUUCUUCUUCUUCUUCUCCACAAGUCACAGAAAAGUCAAACAGACGCCGGAAACGACGCGAUUCUAGAGUUUCCUUCCAUCGUCGAUCUGAUCUUCUCUCGGUUGAAGAAGAAGAGGAUAAAGAAGCAUAGGUCCAUGGCUGAAUGAUAACAGUUUUAUCUCCGGAGAUUCGGAGUUUUUUUUUUCUUUUAGGAAUCUAAUAAAGAAGAAGAUGGCAGUCUCUUUCCCUCGUCUCCCCAGGUGGUUGUGUGGUGGUGGUGGUGGUAGCACUAAGAAAGACUCAAAAGGAUCAUCUCCUUCACUGAAGAAGACUAUUAAGACUGGAUCUUCUUCUUCGGUGAAGAAGAUGAAAAGAGGAUGGGUUGAUAGAGGAGAGGAGGAGGGUAAGAUGGGGAAUGUGCUGUUCCCUGAACCAGAUGAUCCUGAGUGGUCCAUUGGUUGGGUUGAACCACAUGGACCUGGGUUUAAAAGUGAGGAUGAUACUGGUGGUGGGUUUGUGGUUCUUGUUCCUUGUUACAAGAAAGUGAUAGAUGGUUCAGGGAAUCAGAUUCCAACUGGUUUCCUCUCUCCUGCUUCUGAUAAGAAGAAUAUGGAACAGUGGCUGUCGUCUAUGGGGAAGCUUUAAUAAGCUUUUGGAGGAUUUGUGAAGAUCAAGACUGUUUCCCACAUUGUGUUUUUAAGUAUUCAAAAAUUAAAAAUAAAAAAAAAACCAGAAAAAAAAUUUGUGGAUAGGUUUUCUGGAGACUUCUUUUGGUUCUCUGUUUCAAGUGAGUGACAACAAAACAUCAAGUCAUCCCUCUCAAGAAUCUACUACUAAUGGACAAAUGUGAUGGUGAUGGAGGCUUGGCAGCCUAAAAUGAAUGAAGAAUGAUGGAUUGAUAUGCUAUGAAUAUGAUAUAUGAUUUGAGUACUGGAUAUUUUUCAUGUGGGUGUUUGGAGUGAAGACGUUUUCUGCUUCUGUGGUCGAGAUUAUUGUGAACAAACAAAGAAAAAAGAUUUUUCUUUUUGUUCUUUUGUGAUUGAUGAUGUGUAAUGGUGUACAUACAUGUACAUAAGUUUCUCUUA
This is a messenger RNA of Brassica rapa (field mustard), 1220 nucleotides long. RefSeq lists its product as uncharacterized. The record is from RefSeq and is a predicted model, not a curated record. Lineage: Eukaryota; Viridiplantae; Streptophyta; Magnoliopsida; Brassicales; Brassicaceae.